AUGGCAUUGCCAACCGCGGUCGUAGCCUCCGUUGCCGCGGCCGUCUCCACGCUCUUGCUAUUGGCCGCCGCCGUCAUGGCCGUCCUCUGCUGGCGCCGGCUCCGUGCGCGCCGUAGCCGGACGUCCGACACCGGCUCCUCCGAGACUCCUCCCACGCUGGCGGAGUGGGGCAGGUGCGGCCGGACGUCGUCGGCGCCGGACUACCAGGGCGCCAGGCGGUUCUCGCUGGAGGAGAUGUCGCACGCCACCAAGAACUUCAGCGACGCCAACCUCGUCAGCGCCGCCGGCAGCUUCGGGAAGGUGUACAUGGGCCUGCUGCUCGACGGCACCGUCGUCGCCAUCAAGCGCCGCCAAGCACCGCCGCGCCAGGACUUCGUCGACGAGGGCAGAAAACAAUCGGAGAUCUGGCACCGGAACGUCGUCACGCUCAUCGGCUACUGCCAGGAAGGGGGUCUGCAGAUGCUGGUCUUCGAGUACCUGCCCAAUGGCAGCGUCUGCGGCCACCUGUAUGAUAGCGGCAAAGAGUCGAUGACAAGGCUGGAGUUCAAGCAGAGGCUCUCCAUCGCCAUUGGAGCAGCUAAAGGUCUGGACCAUUUGCACAGUAUGACGCCUCCAUUGAUCCACAAGGGCUUCAAGACGAGCAACGUCUUGGUCGACGAGAACUUCAUCGCCAAGGUGUCCGACGCCGGGGUCGACAGGCUGCUCAGAGGGCUCGAAGACGCUGAUAAAGCGAACGGGCUUCAUACUAGUGUCUACCAAGAUCCAGAGGUACAUUCCUUGGCACAACUCUCCGCAAGCAACGACGUGUACAGUUUUGGGGUUUUUCUGUUGGAGCUGAUCACCGGCAGGCAAGCAGCGGGUUUGGUCGGCCCAGAAUCAACGCUCCCCCAUUGGAUGGAGGUACAUUUCACUUCUGGCGAGCUGGUCGACCCGAGGCUAGGCGGCAGCUUCACAUCCGAGGGCAUGAAGGAGCUAGUCGCCCUGACCUUCCAGUGCCUGAGCCCAUCGGUGGCGAGAAGGCGGCCCAAGAUGCGGCUGGUCGCAGAGGAGCUUGACAGGAUCCUAGAAAAGGAGAUGACCCUGACGACUGUCAUGGGUGACGGCACCGCCAUCAUUACCCUCGGAAGUCAGUUGUUCACGUCGUGA
Molecule: messenger RNA, 1146 nt
Organism: Lolium rigidum
Lineage: Eukaryota; Viridiplantae; Streptophyta; Magnoliopsida; Poales; Poaceae
Product: leucine-rich repeat receptor protein kinase HPCA1-like
Exons: 6
Coding region: 1-1146 (381 amino acids)
Biological process (GO): protein phosphorylation
Molecular function (GO): protein kinase activity; ATP binding
Source: RefSeq, a predicted model, not a curated record